AUGAAUAAAGGAAAGAUAAUGAGAAAGUUGCUUGGUCAAUCUGCCACUACUACUGCUAUUGAGGUUUCCGACACCAAUAACAUUGACUCGCCUCAACUUCGUCCGACUGCUUCACAGGGCACCAUCUACUCAGCAGGCGCACCACUUACAUGUCUCGGUCGUUCACCCGAUGGUUCACGCGCUAUUGUAGCUGGUCCGAAAGUCUUCAAGAUUGUUAAGACAGAAGGGUCGACAAUCACAGAAGAUAUUGAUCUACGUGCAUCGAUAUCUCUAUAUGCAGCAGCGCAUGACGGGGCAGCAGCUACCGCAGAACAACUUAAUAUCAGAGCCGUUCGAUGGUCUCAUACACAAUUCAGCUCUACAAUCGUAACGGCCGGUGGAAAUGGAAGAAUAACCGUCUAUGAUCUCAAUCGCGCUGGAGGGGAAGGAUUCGAGGUUGCGCGGAUUCAGGAACACGCUCGGCAGGUUCACAAGCUUGCGAUCAAUUCAUUCAAAGGGAACUGGUUGUUAUCAGCCAGCCAAGAUGGAUCGGUUAAGUGUUUCGAUUUGCGUGACACUCGUCGAAGCGUAGCUACCUACAAAUGUAACGCAGAUGCUGUAAGGGAUGUCAAAUGGUCUCCAACGGAUGGCAUGGAGUUUGCAUGCUCUACGGAUGCUGGGAUUUUACAAAAGUGGGACUUCAGGAAGGCGCAUGCUCCCAUGAUGAAGAUCACUGCUCAUAACAGUGCUGUCUUCUCAAUCUCAUGGCACCCGGAUGGAGAUCAUAUUGUAAGUGGAGGCAAAGACCAGCAAUGCCAUGUGUGGGACAUGUCGAGGUCGGAGAGGGGUCAAAGGGCCCGAUAUUCAUUUACUACUCCCGCGCCCAUCUCAAAUGUCUGUUGGAGACCUGCUUGUUGGACAGCCACAGGUCAAGGGAAAAGAGUUGCCCAGGUAGCCGUUUCUUAUGAUGAUACCAGUGCUAAUAGAGCCCAAUUCUCAACGGUACAUCUAUGGGAUAUUGCUAGAUCGGCCAUGCCAUUCAAGGAAAUUGAGGUAUCAAAUAACGCACCAACAGGUAUUCUUUGGAGUACUCGAGAUCUUUUAUGGAGCGUAGAUAAGGAAGGACACUUUGUACAGACAGAUGUAGCAUUUUCACCAAAGGUCAUCGAUCGUCGGAGUUUAUCAACAUUUUCUUUCUCCCCUGCAGGCGAUUUGUUGAUGUUGCUUGAGGAACGACAAGCGCCUAAACGAACUCGGCCUUCUAUUAAUUCUCCAGAGUCGUCUUCGAGCUUUCAACAGCAUCCAAAUGCCCCGUCCUUUGCUAUUAGUCAUAGUGACUCGGAGGAGGACGUUGUUGGCAGUUUUCUAGGCCCAAGAAGGCGACAACAUCUCCGAAGGCGGCAUAGUGGACGACUCACGCAGAAUCUGAGCACUACUCCACCCAAUGCGACAGGAAUGGCUGAUAGUAGAGUGAUGGGAUUAGAAGAAGCUGUACAAAUUACCGGCAUAUAUAAGCCUCAACAAAUCAUGGCUAUUGGUCAUGCUCCUUCAACGCCAAAGCGGUCGAAAUAUCAAUAUAUGACCAAUUGCUAUUUGGAAUACAUGACGAAGAACGCGAGUGAAACAGCCGAAAAUACUCCUUUGAAUGUCAUCAUUUCAGCGACUAUAGAGCACUUUGCUAAUGGUGCCGAGAACGCCAGAUAUUACCGGCUGGCUCAGACUUGGAGACUUCUCGGUUUCACGAUGGAUCUUUUGUUAGUUAGACGUGCAGAAUUCCAUCGCCAGCAUAGACUACAAAGUCACUCGCAAAAGGACGGGGGGCCAAAACGCAUCAGCAGCUCUGCGAGACUCAAUGAAGAGCACAAUGAGUCAAAUGAGAGGACUCCCCGGAAGAGUCAACGACCGAUUGCCCCAAGCGAAGUGGCCAUUCAUCCAGCCGUGAGGUCAAUCAUUGCGGAUGAGAUUGAAAGUACUUCGAACAUGACAACGCCACUUGUACGUCCUGUUAUGGAUUCUAUUGCAGAAAUGACAGAAGCAAUAGAUACACCAUUGGUAGAAAUUGACACUUUGGUACUUCCACCCCCGGUCACCUCAACAAUUCGUGAACCAAUACCAGUACCAGUACCUGGAAGUUUCAUCUCCGAGCAGACGACAUCAAGUAUAGAAGGGUAUGACUUUUAUGGUAUGGACGCCUUCAAGCCAGCCGCCGACUUUGUCCCGCCUAAAAAACAACCCCUUCGUUUAGACUAUUCGGAACAAAACAGUUACGCUCAACGAAUGGGACUUACUCGUCAUGAUUCUGGGGAGAGCUUCCAGAUGUUUUCAACAUCAAAUGAGUCUCAAUCCAAAUACUUGGGCGGUGGUUCGGAUAGCGAUGCUCAUAGUGUGAGGAGAGAUGAUAGCUUGCGAGAAAGAGUCUCUAGUUGGGAAGGUAACGUCGUGUCGCAUUCUAAAGCCUCAUCUAGCCUCAACUCUCGCCCAUCAGAAGAUUCCAUGGAGAAAAUCCCCGAAGAGUUGCCCAAGAUGGUAAAUCCAGAUCCAGUAAUUCCUUCACCCCAGACCCACCGCAAACGCCCACCAACACCAAUAACAAUCAAAUCCGCCUUCGAAAACGAUUCCCCUAAUCCAAACCUAAUCGAAACAGAUUUCCUCCCCUGGCCCAACGACAAUGAUACCGAAUUCGUCAUACCCCCGUUAAACCCCAUCACCCUCGUACAACGCGCCAUCGAGUUCGAAACUCAAACCGGAGCUUUAAAUGCAGCUGCAAUGGUCCUCCUCCUUCGACGUCUCCUCCCUCCCGAUACAAUUGAUCCAAUCCACGCCGAAGCCAUUCUCCGCCAAUAUAAUCAUCGACUCAUGAGCAUGCAACUUUUCUAUGAAGCAACUCUUCUUCGGAACCUUUGCGUCCCACUCUAUCCCUCAAUCUAUGCACCUGCACAGGAACAAGUCAGUGUCGGCUUCUACUGUACAGAGUGUAACAAACCCCUUGAAAAUGAUCCGCUAGUUCCUGGCUCCGAAUGGUCUUGUCCACGUUGUCGAAAACCGAUCGCGGCGUGUCCGAUUUGUCAACAUCGGGAUGAUAUACCAGGAAUGGAAGGCGUGCAGACAUGGUGGUAUUGUGGCGGUUGUGGACAUGGGGGACAUACAGCUUGUAUAACUGAGUGGCAUGCGGAUGCGGGGGAUGAAUGGAAAGAGGGUGAGAGGUACAGUGGGGGCAUGUGUCCGUUGGAGGGGUGCAUGCAUCCGUGUUUGGAAGGCAAAUGGAGAGAAGAAUUAGUGGAGGAGGGGAAAGAGAGGAGAGCGAGAGAGUUGGAGAGAGAGGUUAAGGAACGGACUGGUGGAGCGGGGAUAGGGGGUUUUGGUAGAUGGGAUAGGGGAAAUAGUGUCAGGAGGGAUGCUAGGGAGGUAGGACAAAGCAGGGCAGUAGAGGGAGUUAGGGUAGCGUUAGGUUUUGGUGGAGGAAGCGGAGGCACUGGGCCUGCAGUAGAGAGAAGAAGAAGCGUCAAGAUAUUGGCGCCUGGUGAGGAGAAUAUACAGUAA
This is a messenger RNA of Sclerotinia borealis F-4128, 3519 nucleotides long. The record is from the annotation of a GenBank genome assembly. Lineage: Eukaryota; Fungi; Ascomycota; Leotiomycetes; Helotiales; Sclerotiniaceae.